This is a messenger RNA of Paramecium tetraurelia, 2562 nucleotides long. RefSeq lists its product as uncharacterized. Lineage: Eukaryota; Ciliophora; Oligohymenophorea; Peniculida; Parameciidae. The record is from RefSeq and is a predicted model, not a curated record. The transcript is spliced from 4 exons.
AUGGCUGAUACAUUUUUAUUAACAGAGGCCCAAAUCACCCAAAAGAAACCGGUGCAAUUGAGUCCUCCAAAGAUAGAAACUGAAGCCGAGAAGAAGGAGAGGCAUUGGCAAUAGAUUCUGAAUAAAAUUCUAUUCAAUCCUCCGAAUGAUGACUAUUAUCAAAAAUGGCCCAUCAAACCAGGAAUAUUUUUCUACAAGGCUUUGGCUCUGGGAAAAUUGCCGACUGAACAAAUAAGAGUCAACAUCCCUGAAAGUGUAAUGUGUUUUGAAUAAACAUACAUUUUGAUGUACACGGACCCAACAACGGGCUAAUUGAUGAGAAAGACGGACAUAGGAUAUUAGGAUUUCGAGAAUAAAGUGCAUCAAUUUCACGAGGAAUAUUUGAAACGUCAUGUUAAAGAUGACAGAUUUGAUGCGAGAACCAAUGUGUUUACGAAUUAGGAUAAUCCGUACAUAAUAAGUAGAGGUCAAACAGGGUAGGAUUGGAAUAUGUCUAAGGCUGUCUACACAUUCCGAUAAUAAAAAGAGAGAAAAGUUUAAUUAGAUAACAAUAAAUUAGAGCAGCGAUUCGUAAUCUCAAGGGUAAUGAAAGCAACCAUAGUUCGAUUAGUAUUCUACACUAAGAAUUCAAAAUCCUCCCAUGCCAAUUACGGUUAUCGAAUCAUGAACGUUAUGGAAUUAUACGAUCCCAAUCCCAAAAAAUCUAUCACCAAUAAAACCACCAUCAACACAGAACAAUAAAACUCAUUCACCAUUCAAUAAAUCAAGGGAGUGGGACUCUAUGAAUACGAGAAGGUUUGCGAAUAGAUUGUCACCUAUUUGGAGAAGAAUUACCCUGUCAGAAUCAAAACGGGUGUCUUUGACUUUCUCUAAGAUCCAGAGGGAAGAAUCUGGUUAUUCAAUUGCAAAUAAUUGAUUAUGGAAAAUGCUAUCUCCAUGAGUGAAAUUCAGGGAGUGGGCUAAGGAAAGAAGACACUUGAUCAAUUGACUUGUUCAGUCUAUUGCAAGUUGUGUGGCAUCAUAUUCAAAAAAGACGAUGCGAGCAAAACACUUACCUAUAAGUUAUUAUGGGAAUUAGUGUAACAUUUAAAAAAGCGAAAUAAAUACUUGACCAAUAUAAAAGUAUCUCAUUUAUCUACCAGACCUUGUAGAGUAUGUGAUGUUUGUUAUAUGUUGAUCGUUGGAGAACACGAAUUAGUUGAAAUUGAGCAGAAAUUCGCCAUAGCAUAGAACAUUCCAUUAGGGGAUGCUAUCAUCAGAGUUCCUAUGGAUAGUAAACCAAAACAUAGACCAGCUUUAUUGAAUGAAUAACUAUAUCAAUGGAGGUUGCUCUUCUAUUUAGAGAUGGUCGAUUUGUAAGGUAAGAAAUUGAUAGAUCUAAAUGGUAAUCCUGUUACCGACCUAAAGAACAUAGUUUUGCAAUAUCGUUUACAUCAAUCAAAAUCAUCAUUUAAAACACACAUCAUCAAAGACGAUAACUAUUAAACUUUGAAAUCAAAUAAAUAACAAACUUCACAAUCACAAUAAAAAUAACUUAGAUUUAGUGGAAUUGAGAGAUCAGAUUCUAUCGAUAUUCCAGAAGGAUAAAUCGAUGAUUAAUUUGCUUAAGUCAACGAUGAGAAUCUAAAAUUGAAUGUCAUCAGAGUCCAUUACUUUUUUAGUGAAACUACAGACAUUGAGAAGUUCCUCUCAGAAACAGAGAUUAAGAUGAGAUUGUGUUAAGGUUCAGAGUGGGUUAAUUACGUGGCAGAGGGAUCUACAAAAACCAUACAUCACUUUAAAAAUUCAUAGAUGGGAGGUCAGAGACACAGAGCUUAAGUUCUAUUGUUUUUUGCAAAUGGCCAUUAUUGCAUAUUGAAUCUCUAAGUUGGAUUGUUUUGUGAUGGACAAUAUAAUACUGGCAAAUUGAAUCUGUAUAAAUAUAAUAACGUAUACUUUCCUGAUGACAAUUACUACAAUUGCAAUCCCUUCCCUCCUGAAUGGAUGGAGAUAUUUGAUCCUCAGUAUGUUAAUAUGCAUAAUACAUUUGAAGAGUAAGUCAAAGAAAUAGAGGCUUACUCUCCCAAGUGUACAAAGCAUGAAUUGAAUCAAAUGAUAGACUUCAACAAAUAUAAGGAAACCACAAAAUAUAAGGCUGUUAAACCGAAAAUUGAUGCCAAAAAGAGGGAUAUUCAAUCAGCAGCUCCCCAAUAUGGGUCAAAUACUCAAUAGGUAUUACCUAAAUUGCCGUAGUCGGCUAAGAAAUACUCGAAUACAAUGAGAUAGUUCGAUGAACAACAAUUAUUGUAGCAUUACACUUUGGAGGAGUAGGAUAUAGGGGAGUUGCUAUUUGAGGAGAAGAAAUAGAAUAAGAAGAUGAGCAAGGAAGAUAGGGAGUUCUAUGAAUAACACAACCUGUAUGAUGAGGAGGCAGAGGAUAGUUAAGAAGAUCAAGAAUUAAAUUUGAGAUUGAAUAAGCAGAUUCAAAAGUCAAUGAAAUAGUUUGAUAAUUAAUCGCAACAAUCUAAUUCUGUGAGACCAAUAAGAUCAGCAUAAUAGUUGCCACCGAAAGGACACAGAUGA